Molecule: messenger RNA, 1486 nt
Organism: Planococcus citri (citrus mealybug)
Lineage: Eukaryota; Metazoa; Arthropoda; Insecta; Hemiptera; Pseudococcidae
Gene: Ubc4
Product: ubiquitin conjugating enzyme 4
Exons: 5
Coding region: 168-767 (199 amino acids)
Molecular function (GO): protein binding
Source: RefSeq, a predicted model, not a curated record
AAAAAGGGUUCGAUGUCUGGAUGAUUACGGCAAAUUGUAACGUAAAUAAAUUUAUGUGAUUUUUUUUCUUCGAUCGUAGCAGUAAUUAACAUUUUAAUUCCAUUCGGUAAUGAAAAGCGUAUCGCGUUCAUAAUAGUAUUAUUUUUUAGUAAACGUAACAAAUACUCAUGGAAAACAUAGCAUCACAGAGGAUAAAACGUGAAUUUAAAGAAGUAAUCCGCAGCGAAGAGGUUACAAGAUGUUCGAUACGAGUUGAGCUGUUGGACGACAAUUAUUCCGAGUUAAAAGGUGAAAUAGCAGGACCUCCCGAUACGCCUUAUGAAGGUGGUAAAUUCCUAUUGGAAAUAAAAGUACCAGAAACUUAUCCCUUUAAUCCACCCAAAGUCAGGUUUUUAACGAAAGUAUGGCAUCCUAAUAUUUCAUCGGUUACUGGAGCUAUUUGUUUAGAUAUAUUGAAAGAUCAAUGGGCUGCAGCGAUGACCUUAAGGACGGUGUUACUUUCGUUGCAAGCUUUGAUGGCCUCUCCAGAACCGGACGAUCCUCAAGAUGCUGUAGUCGCUCGCCAAUACAAAGAAUACCCCGAAAUAUUUGUCUCUACAGCUGAACAUUGGACCAGCACCUACGCAGAUGGUCCACGUAAAAAAGAAGACUACACUAAGAAAAUCGAACGUAUAAUGGGUAUCGGCUGCGAUAUGGAUCAAGCUCUCGUUGCGUUAUCAACCUGUAAUUGGGAUAUGGAUAAAGCAAUCGAACAGAUAUUCGGAUAAUCCGCGUUCGAUUUCUUUUCUCAUACACAUCUGCAUCUUAUAUUGUGUGUACGUCGUAAUAUACGAACAAAAUCGACGUGACUCGGAAUUUUUUAUACACUUUUGCAGAGCGACCAGUUGUGUAAAAUAUUCGCGUCUCUGUCUCUCUCUCGUUUCAUUUUCUUUCGUUCGAUAUACAUAUAAACGUGAAAAUUAGAACUUAAGAUUUUUCAUAUUGAGAAUGUAUGGUCCAUAUUCGGUUACUCUCUGUUACCAUUGUAAAAUUGUAAUAUAAUGUACAUAUAUAUCACGCUUUUUAAAAUCUCUCCCCAUUUUUUCUCGUAGUCCCCUUCCCGAAGGCCGAAGUCAGCUGCAUACACCGCGUCUCAAGUCAAAAGUCGUGCAAAUAAUACCUACCCUACUACAAUCUGUACAGUCAUUUUUCGUCUUCUGAAAAUACACAAUAUUGAUAAGCGUUUUUAAAAGUAAUGUAAUAUCGUUUUUAUCUAAGUUGAUAUUUUUUAUUUUAAAAAUCGAUAAUUUUCCAUGUCGUUUCACCAUCCCCCCUCCCCAUUAAUUAACCAAAACUUAGUAUUCGCGAUGUGGAUUAAUGAUUUAUCGACAGGUCCCGUACGUUUUUUUUUCGUCGUUUAUUUUUACGGUAGCUAUACUACAACAACCUACAGAAUGAUAAUGUAAUAUCGUGAAUUUCUUUAUUGUAAUAAAAUUAUCUAAAACUA